Molecule: messenger RNA, 1780 nt
Organism: Phanerochaete carnosa HHB-10118-sp
Lineage: Eukaryota; Fungi; Basidiomycota; Agaricomycetes; Polyporales; Phanerochaetaceae
Exons: 5
Coding region: 993-1631 (212 amino acids)
Source: RefSeq, a predicted model, not a curated record
AUCGCUCACACCUGACUCCACAGAACGUCAAAACCGACACACCUGUUGAGCUCCAUGCGGAUUUAGUCCCUUUUCGGUGAGGCUGUUCAGAAUGCGGGCCGUGGUACCCAAGGCCUGGACCUAGCGAAUGCACAAGCCCUAGCCCUGCCAGGACCGCCAAGGCAGCUAUCGAUAUCCGCCCGCUGCUGCGAUGCGCUAAGUCGGGUUCGCUCAAUCGCCUAUCACAUUCCCAUCGUUGUCGCCGCUCCAGGUGGAGAUGGUGAAACCAGGCUUAGCGUCCCGCCCGCUUCGCUUCCAUGCUGCACAGCCGUCGGCUUAUCUUGCGCCAGUUGCCAUCGGGCGCACAAUAGCUCCGCAUCUGUCUUCAUUCUCGUGAGUCGAGAGCACGCACAUGCUAGCUAAUACUCCCAAGCUCUGUGUACCAUCUUGCUCCUAGAGCUAUAAUUGCUACUCACGAGCUGUUCUAUUCCUGAGGCACGUUCAACGACACUGUCGAUCUGGAUCCUACAACUACCGGAGGCUUGCAAAUUUACCGGACAAUCUUGGAACAUUUAGACUUUCCCUCGUCAAGCACAUUGUGGGACCAGCACCAUGACAGUGGUCAGGCAGCCAAUCCAUUGCGUGGCGUUUAAGCGGACUCAGAACAGAAUCGCGCACUCAAUUUCGUGUAUGGCGUUUCUGCCAGCCAUACAGCGCCCCGGUUGGAGCAUGCUUACAUUACUAAAAGAAAAAAAUUGCUCUCGUCCAAAGAGCUACACAUAGAUCAUGCGAAACGUGCAUGUCCGCACCACCGCCGAACACGUUCCCAAAACGAAAGAAGCCUGCUUGUCUGGAGCUGAGGAGUAGCGCGCACUCUCUACGGCAAAGAGCACCAGCCGAGGCCAAGCCUGUAGGCUGUGCGGGCAGCCGCUGUCAAGCACACAUAAAUAGUGUCCCUUGCGGCUCUCCUGUUCCGUGUCUUGCCCCGCAAACCACUCUCCCCACAGACAAAAAUGGCUGCUUCUACAUCCUCUAUGCGGCAGGUCCUCGUCGCGUCGCAGCGCGCACUAGGUCGGGGUGUGUCUGUUCAUGCAGUCAGACGUCGCUCUAUGAGUACGGCCGCCAUGGCCCUACCUCUCGAGGAGCCAUCCACCAUUGACCUGCCCAUCUUCGACAUCUUCGACGCCCCCAGCCGCCUGGGGGAGUCCUCCAAAAUGCUCGCCGAGGCGGCCAGGAGCCGUCCUGAGCGCGUCGCUAGCAGGGCCGUCGAGCGCGAUGGCCCCGCACGCGCAACCGUAAAAUCGCUCCCUCCACCGACGAUCUACGAUGGUCCAGCGAGGCCCAGGGGGCUUGCGCUGGGGCCUCGGGUGCGGGGGAUGCACUCCCGGGCCAUGCACACAUCGGAGGCUCGUGAACUGCCAAGCGCAUUGCCGCCUCCGGAGCUCUUCGACGGCCCUUCGCGCCUUCGUCCGUAUACUCGGGAUCGGAUCUCAUCAGAUGACUCAGUAUCCUUCGCUACCCUACUCGUUGGAGCGGCAGCGGCGGGAACUCUCGCUUACACUGCCUGGAGUAAGGUCGAGGAGAGGGCGGAGCAAGUCAAAAGGCAACGAGCUGAGCGACGUGCCACUUACCGGCAGGCUCACUUCUCAUAGAGAAGCGUGGCUCCGCGUUGAGAUGUAAUAAAUUAGCGGGCUCGUCUCCGGAUUAAUUCGCUGUAAAAAUCUGCCUAAUGUAGCAUGUAAAUUGGACCCUAUUUGUAUUAUCUUCAUGUAUUGGGCACCGCAAUGAGCGAAUGGAAAAU